GAGUUAGGCCAGGACAUAGAGUUCUUGCGAUCGAGGGGUACCUACGCCUAUGAUAGAUGGUACGCCGUGGACAUUGAGAAGAUAGUGGCCCCAGAGGACGCAGGGAACGUGGGUCGAGUUGAGAGCCUGCGCAAUGGAUGUCACGAAUGAUGGAGAAAGAUCCGACAUUUUUUCCUUCCACAAUUGCUUCCGUCAGAGUCGCUAAGGUCUCGGGUGAUUGCUGUUGGAUUGUGUGCGGAUGGCGACGGGGAUAUACAAAAUGGUAAACGUAGGCGCUUGGAGGGCUUGGCACUACCGGAUUUGAAGUGCCAAGACCAGCUGCCGCUGAACACCUCUCGUUACCACAUACACCAACGCCGCCCUCAAAAUCCGGAGUCGACGCGCGUACUUUGCCAUCCAGUCUCUCACCGCGAAUUUCGAGAAGGUAUGUGUGCCGGAGACAAUUUCGCCUGUUUUAGCGCGCUCCCCCCAGAACUGCGACUCCUGGUUUGGGAACACGCACUCUCGGUAUGGACAGUCUGGGCUGCGGCUCCCAAUAGUGCUGCAGGUAGCCACCUCACCGCGAAUCGUUUGCCUUUCACCAUGGCCUUCGUCGGGCCCGUGCCGUAUUUGGCAGGCCUGUCCUGCAGGGAAGCCCGGCGGCUGCUGGAACGAUCCUACGUCAAGCCCGUUCUCGGUCCAAGGGGCACAGCGACAAUCGGCGACGUCUACUGGGUCGAUCUGAAGAAGACGGUCGUCUAUCUCGGCGGUGGUUUCAACGCGAUAGCCGUCCUAGACAGCUUUAGUGCGGGUGGACUCUCAAAAUUCGAACACGUCGGUCUAUCAUGGUACCGGUUCCAGAGACUUGCUCGAACGUGCCAGCGCUUGGCGGCGUUGUGUCCGGGGAUUCGCACCGUCAUCAUUCAGCGAAGCGAAUCAGAAAUUGCUACCAAUAACUCCACAUACAAGCCAUUGAGUCUCGAGACGGCUGCUGGCUUCGCGAACAUUGCUGAAAAAAGCGGGCCUGAGUUAGGAUAUGAACAGCUUGACACGCAUCAUCUGCGAGCGCUUCUGCUUGAUUACUUCGGCGAUUCGCCUCCUAUGUUCCAUCUUUUGCCCCCGGGCUCUGUUUAACGCUCGCCACAAUGUUCGAUGCGCCGCCUCCUGUAACGAGAUCCCUCGAGACGCCGGGAACAAUAGGAUAUGGCAUCGUUUGAAUACCCCUACGGACAGUCUCAGAAGAUCAGCAGAGAGGCACAGCACGAUUGAAGUC
Trematosphaeria pertusa is the source of this 1252-nucleotide messenger RNA. RefSeq lists its product as uncharacterized. The coding region runs from base 427 to 1113 and encodes 228 amino acids. The transcript has a single exon. The record is from RefSeq and is a predicted model, not a curated record. NCBI's taxonomy places the organism in Eukaryota, Fungi, Ascomycota, Dothideomycetes, Pleosporales, Trematosphaeriaceae.